ACUCGAUCCGCUGGGAGACAUCUGAUAACGGCCAAACGCGUCGAGUCACAACUAAAAUCGUAUCCUGCUAUUACUAUUGGGGCUCGUGCCCCUCUCCCAUUAAACACCUGUUUCUGCCUGCUGUCGACCAUGGCGUCCACGGAGUCUCUUUCGCAGUCGUUCUCGGCUUUAUCGAUCAAGCCUGCAGCGAGCGUGUCGCACAAGGAAACCAGUUCUCCGGCCGAAUGGAAGGAGGCUUUGAAGUCGAAUCCGGACGCUCCUGGCGACUUUGAACUCAUCAAGACGCUGGUCUUCAAGCCGAAGACCGCAAAAAAUGCGACGCCAGUCCCCCUGGUUGUCAUCGCAAGAGAGGAGACCGAGACGAAUUCGGGCGCACUGGGGAAGAAGCUGAACCUCAAGGAGCUCCGGUUAGCAUCAGAGGAUCUUUUGAAAGAGUUCUUCAACCUCGAUAAAAAUUCUUUGUCUCCCCUUGCAUUAGACGAGAACACUUUCCCCCGGGUGGUCACGGUGGUGGAUUCGUCCAUUGCAAACUCGUCUUCCGUCUUUGCCCUGCACGCACAGUCAUCCAGCUCCACCAUCUUCCUGUCUGGCAAGGAUAUCGUUUCAUAUCUACGACACUUGGAGAAGGAGGACCUCAAAGUCCACGAGAUAGACUUUGAGGCCCUGAAGUCAGAAACCAGCGCCCCCGCCCCUGCUGCUCAGAAAGCAGCCCCGGAAAAGAAGAAAAAAGAAGAUGCAAAGAUCGAGGGCGCUAUCGAGAUUGCCAUCGGUGUCAAGAAGGAAGUGGAUUUCGCUGCAUGGUACACGAACGUUCUCUUGAAGGCAGACAUGCUGGACUACUACAGCGUCAGUGGUUGCUAUAUUCUCAAGCCAUGGUCGUAUACGAUCUGGGAAUCAAUCCAAGAGUGGUUUAACGCGCGCAUUAAGGAGAUGGGCGUCGAAAAUGCAUACUUCCCGAUGUUUGUUUCGUCAAAAGUGCUGGAACGGGAGAAGGACCAUAUCGAGGGUUUCUCUCCUGAGGUAGCAUGGGUAACGCGAGCCGGCCAGUCGGACCUCGAGGAGCCCAUCGCCAUCCGGCCAACUUCUGAAACUGCUAUGUACCCCUACUAUUCGAAGUGGAUAAAGAGCCACCGAGAUCUUCCUCUUAAACUCAACCAGUGGAACAGUGUCGUCCGCUGGGAGUUUAAGAGCCCCCAGCCGUUCCUCCGCACGCGUGAAUUCCUCUGGCAAGAAGGCCACACAGCCCACCUCACGAAAGCCGAAGCCGAGCAGGAAGUUCUUGAGAUCCUCGACCUCUACCGACGCGUCUACGAAGAGCUCCUCGCGGUCCCCGUCAUCCCGGGCAUCAAGUCCGAGAAGGAGAAGUUCGCGGGCGGCUUGUACACGACGACCAUCGAGGGCUUCAUCCCAACCUCCGGGCGCGGCAUCCAGGCGGCGACGUCCCACUGCCUCGGCCAGAACUUCUCCCGGCCGGAGAUGUUCAACAUCAUGGUCGAGGACCCGAACGACCCCACCGGGCGGGGCAAGGUGUACGUCUGGCAGAACUCGUGGGGCUUGUCGACACGAACGAUCGGUGUCAUGGUGAUGGUCCACGGAGAUAACCAGGGGUUGGUUUUGCCUCCACGCGUGGCAGGCAUACAGGCGGUUGUUGUCCCUUGCGGUAUUACAGCAAAGGCGACAGACGAAGAAAGGAAGCGCAUCAACGAUGCUUGCCUCGAUCUGGAAAAGACGCUGAAGAAGGCGGGCGUGAAGGCAAAGGCAGAUUUGAGGGACGGAUAUACUCCCGGCUACAAGUUCAACGACUGGGAGCAGAAGGGUGUUCCUCUGCGACUCGAAAUCGGUCCGAAUGAUCUGAAGAAGGAGCAGACAAUGUCUGUCCGCCGAGACAACGGAGCAAAGGCCCCUCUGCCACUCGCAGAUAUCCAGACGGCAGUGCCCAAGCUGCUCGAGACAAUCCAGUCGGACAUGUUCACCCGUGCAAAGGAAAUUUAUGAUUCACGCGUCAAACUCGUCACGGAUUGGAAAGAUUUCGUCCCGACGCUGGAUGCCAAGUGCGUUGUCGCGAUGCCCUGGUGCGAGGAGGAGGCAUGCGAGGACGAUAUCAAGGAGCGGAGUGCGAGAGGGUCUGAGCAAACAGACGAGCGUGCGCCAUCAGCGGGAGCGAAGUCACUUGCGAUUCCCUUCGACCAGUCUCGCUGGCCAAAGAUCAUCAGCGGCAAGACAUGUUGCCCCGCCUGUGGACGGCUCGCCAAGAAGUAUACCUUGUUCGGGCGGUCAUACUAGAGUAGCGUAGAACGUAGUCAACUAGUCAAAUAAUCAUGUAUUUUGCUCAGGGUUGACGAUGAAUCGUCUUCAAUCAUUCUCAUGACAAUGCGG
Molecule: messenger RNA, 2376 nt
Organism: Gloeophyllum trabeum ATCC 11539
Lineage: Eukaryota; Fungi; Basidiomycota; Agaricomycetes; Gloeophyllales; Gloeophyllaceae
Product: prolyl-tRNA synthetase
Exons: 9
Coding region: 130-2283 (717 amino acids)
Biological process (GO): prolyl-tRNA aminoacylation
Cellular component (GO): cytoplasm; aminoacyl-tRNA synthetase multienzyme complex
Molecular function (GO): proline-tRNA ligase activity; ATP binding; aminoacyl-tRNA deacylase activity
Source: RefSeq, a predicted model, not a curated record